UGUGAAUAUUUUUUUGGGGCAGGUAUGCGGAGGGGAGCCGCUGCGUGGGGAUGACCAUCGACGCUUGGCCACACCAUUGGUUGCACCAAAAAAACCCCAAAAUUGGUGGAUUUUAAUGGGAUUUCUCCUGGUGGCUGGACCAUCGUUUCCACCAAAACCCCAAAACUGGUGGAUUUUGACCCAAAAUGUGAAUUUUUCUCCUCAGGUACGCGGAGCGGAGCCGCACCCGCUGCGUGGGGAUGACCAUCGAGACGCGGCCGGACUAUUGCCUGCGGCCCCACCUCAGCGCCAUGCUGGGCUACGGCUGCACGCGCCUGGAGAUCGGCGUGCAGAGCGUCUACGAGGACGUGGCCCGCGACACCAACAGGGGCCACACGGUGCGGGCGGUGAGCGAGAGCUUCCAGCUGGCCAAGGACUGCGGCUUCAAGGUGGUGGCGCACAUGAUGCCCGACCUGCCCAACGUGGGGCUGGAGCGCGACCUGCACCAGUUCAGCGAGAUUUUCGAGAACCCCGCCUUCCGCCCCGACGGGAUGAAGCUGUACCCGACGCUGGUGAUCCGCGGCACCGGGCUCUACGAGCUCUGGAAAAGCGGGAGAUACCGCAGUUACCCCGCCAGCACCCUGGUGGACCUGGUGGCCCGGAUCCUGGCCCUGGUGCCGCCAUGGACGCGCGUCUACCGCGUCCAGAGGGAUAUUCCCAUGCCCCUGGUCAGCUCCGGGGUGGAGCACGGGAACCUGCGGGAGCUCGCCCUGGCCAGGAUGAAGGACCUGGGCACUGAGUGCCGCGACGUGCGGACGCGCGAGGUCGGAAUUCAGGAAAUCCACCACAAAGUCCGGCCCUACCAGGUGGAGCUGAUCCGUCGGGAUUACGUGGCCAACGGGGGCUGGGAGACGUUCCUGUCCUACGAGGAUCCCGAGCAGGACAUCCUGGUGGGGCUGCUCCGCCUCCGGAAAAUCUCCCCGGAAUCUUUCCGCCCCGAGCUCAAGGGCGGCGUCUCCAUCGUCCGGGAAUUGCACGUCUACGGCAGCGUGGUGCCCGUCAGCAGCCGGGAUCCCUCCAAAUUCCAGCACCAGGGAUUUGGAAUGCUGCUGAUGGAGGAGGCGGAGAGGAUCGCCAAGGAGGAACACGGGGCGCGGAAAAUUGCCGUGAUUUCCGGUGUCGGCACCAGGAAUUAUUACCGGAAAAUCGGCUACGAGCUGGAAGGGCCCUACAUGGUGAAAAUGUUGGAAUGAGGAUCCCAAAAUUCGCUUCCGGAGCGCCGGAGUUGCAAUUAAAAUCUUAAUUAAAGAUGAGAAAAAAAAUUGGAAAA
Messenger RNA from Lonchura striata (white-rumped munia), 1309 nucleotides. The record is from RefSeq and is a predicted model, not a curated record. NCBI's taxonomy places the organism in Eukaryota, Metazoa, Chordata, Aves, Passeriformes, Estrildidae.